AUGAAUGAUCCAUUAACCAACUAUCACGUUCAAAAUAACAACCGAAGCAUCACACAAGCAAGUAACUUUUAUAGUAAUGUAAUCAGUACUACAGUUGUUCGUUCGGUUGUUGUUAAUUCAAAAACGGAUUCAGAAUAUAAAUCGAUAACAAGUAUUCCUCGUGAUGAUAAAGAAUCAAAUAUCAUUUGGAGCUUUUGUCGUGCACAAUCCAAUUCAUUUUAUUUAGAAGAUUUAGUACAAGCUGGUGAAUUACAAUAUAUUAAUCAAACAUUAGAUGAUAUAACAAAAAAUUUAAUUGAUCGAUUUAAUUAUAGACAAUACACAAUACUACAAUUUCUUCAGGAUUGUUUAACACCAAUUAUGUAUUUAUUAAAACGACAACAAAAUUUAGAUGAUUUUUUUACUUCACUUUCAUACAAAUAUCAAGAAAUGGACCCGUCAAUAGAAAGAUUAAAUCUAAGCUUUCGAAUGUUAUUACAUAUUUUAUUCAUAAAUUCUGAUAUAUUUUUACGACGAAUCAUCAUGUCAUUAUUAAGUAAACGUAAUCCAGUACCAUUUGUUUUGCCAAAUAUUCAAAAUCGAAGUCAAAAUGAACAAUAUCAAUUUGCACCUGCUAUUCUACAUGUAUGGAAUUAUACGCGACCAACGAUAUUAUCAUUUGGCAUUGGUCCAUGUAAAGGAAAAUCAACAUUAUUAAAUCAAUUAUUUCAAUCAACAUUUGAACAAACAGUUGAUAGUAUCUAUUUUCAACAAACAAUUGAUAUUGAUUUUGGCUAUGCUUUUAAUCCCGAACGAACAUUAAAUAUUGCUGAUACACACGGUAUAAUUGACAAAAAAUUAUUGCUUAAAAUCCAGCCAUUGUUUGAUGGAUUUUUAAUACAAAUUGAUAAAACAUAUUUAGAUCGACAUUCACAAAUUCUAAUUGAAUAUUUACACAUUUUACCGGAAAACAAAUUUCAAAUGAUUAUUAUACGUGAUACAUCAGUUAAUAACUUACCAGAAUAUUCAUUCGAAAUUCAGAAUUUAUUAAAACAAUUUCGAGCGAAUUCUUCACAAAAACUAUACACUUAUCCAUUGAUAAAUAUUUCCAAUACAAAUGAUCGAAAUAUUAAGUUUGCUAUCAAAAAAUUACGUGAAGAAUUAUUAAUAAAAAUCGGAUCAGAAGUACGAACAAAUAAUAAACAUAAAAUAUUAUCAAAUUUACAAAAUUUAAUGCCAAGAGAUUAUGUCGACUAUUUGAACCGAUUAAAUUAUAUAAUUCAACCAUUAAAAAAACUUUUAUUACAAAAAAAUGAUUUACAAAAUGACAAUAACUUUCCACUUUAUAUAAAAUUUCAAGAAUUAUGUAAACUACGACAAAAAUUGAAAAAAAUUGAUUUUUAUGGUUCAGAAAGUGAAAAUAUGUUCGAAAUUUAUGAUAAACUAAAUAAAUUAGAAAAUGAAUUAGAUCCAAAUACAAAAACAUCGUCACCAAUUAAAAAAGGACAUGUAGUUGAUUUAUUUAUCGAUAUAUUAAAAUCAGAUAAUAUGCUGAUGAGUUUGGAACUAUUAUCAACAGAAUUGAAAAAUGAACUAUUGACUUUGGAUAGUGAGAAAAUCACUGGUGAUUUAACAGUGGAAAAUGCAUUUUUAUCAUUGGAAGUACUUUGGCGAAAUGCAAUUGUUUGUUAUAAUCAUACAACAAAUGAUAAAAAAAGCUUAAUUGAAAAAUCAUAUUCUGAUUUCGUUGCAGCUGGUUUUCCAUUUGAAAUAGUUGAUGGUGAUAAUUUACAUUUUCAACAUCAGUUUUUAACAAAAAUUUUGAACGAAUUCGUAUCCAAACGAAUACUAGUUAUCAGCAUCAUUGGUCCGCAAAAUAGUGGGAAAAGUACAUUGUUAAAUUAUAUGUUUGGAACACUCUUCGAUGUACGAGAAGGACGUUGUACAAGAGGAAUUUAUGGUUCUUUAGUGAAACUAAAUAAAUCAAAUCAAAGUGGUAAUAAAACUUUGGGUAAAACUCUUAACGCCGAAAUUCCAGACAUAGAUUAUAUCAUGUUAAUCGAUACUGAAGGUCUUUUAUCCAUAGAAAAGAGUGAUCAGGAAUAUGAUAGACGUUUAGUUUUAUUCUGUUUAGCUGUUUCACAUUUAGUUAUUGUUAAUAUGAUGGGUGAUGUCAAUGAAACAUUAAAAGAUAUGCUAACUUUAUGUGCAGAUUCAUUAAAACAAAUUGGUGUAAAUAAAGUCGAUAAACCAAUUAUACACUUCGUUUUAAAUCAAAAAGCUGAUCCAAAUAUGAAAAAUCAUACAGAAGCUAUUGAUAGAAUAAUUCGAGAUUGUAAAGAAAAAGAAUUAGCGGAAGUUAUUGAUAUUAAUCCAAAAACCUUUCAUACAUUACCAUCAGCAUUUAAAAAAGAACGUGUGUCGAACGAUGCUCAAAGUCCAUGUUUUAUACGUACAGAACCAGAUUUUAUUCAACGUACACAACAAUUAUGCGAAAAAAUUAUUGAAUCAGCGAAAUCAUCUUACGGACGAUCUGGUGAGACAAUAUCUAAUCCAUCCCAAUGGCUUAGAACAGCUGUUACUAUAUUUGACACAUUACAAAAAUUUCCAGAUCUAACAUAUUUUAAAGACAUUAAUGAACGUCGACAAGAUGAUCGAAUACGCCAACAUAUUGGCGAACUCAUAUCUAAAACAUUAUCGGCAGAUUAUCGAAAUAAAACGAUAACUGAUUUGUGCCAAUUAACAGAAAAUGAAAUACGAAAACAAUUUCAAGCGAAAUUUGAUGUACAUCAAAAUGAUCUAGAUAAUGAUUUAAAAAUUAUUUUUAAAGCUACCAGUGCAUCUGAACGUAUAAGAGACAGAUGCAGACAAUUUCUGAAACGGCAAGUGACGGAAAUUAGCAAUGCAUGGUGUACAGCAGCGUUACAAGCGCAUGAUCAAAAACAAAUGGAAGUAUUAGUGCGAGAUGGUUCUGAUGAUCUACGAAAACUGAUUGAUGAAUUAAUUAAGAGUGGACAAACGAUGACGAAAGAAAAAGCUACAGAAGAAUUUUCUAUUAUGUGGAUCAAAAAAUUAGAAUCAAUUAAUCGAAGUUUCGAUCCACAAGAACGAUUGAAACAAGCAAUUAAAUUUGUCUACGGCAAUUAUAAUAUUUUUGAAAAACAAUGUCUACCAGCUCAUGAACAUAUACUUAAUUAUUUACCAUUUGUUACUCAAUUAACUAAAAAAUCGAACAUAAAAUAUGUAAUUACUUCAAUACAAGGACAGUUUUCUGUUAAUACAUAUAAACAACGACAAAGUGCUUUGGAGCAACACUGGAUAGAAUCGAGUGCAAAUGUCACAUAUACGUUAGCCACGAUCGAAAACUUUAGCUAUCUAAAUAAACAAAUACUGAAAGAUAAGUAUAUGGCCUGCACUAUGUAUCAAGACAACUAUAUCCAGACGCCAACAUAUCGAGAUGAACAAAAUCGGCUAUCUCAUGGAAGAACACAGCAGAAAUAUGCAAGGCCUACUCUAGUGCGAAGAGGUUUGGAUACUAUCGCAGGCUUCUUCAGUUCUGAAUCGGCGACAACGACUUCACCAGAACAAAUAGCAGUGCCUGUCAAUCCGACACCAUUACAGUAUGACUAUAUACGGUACGUCUAUUGGACAAUUCAUGCAGAGAUGGAUUGCUCACCGAAUCAGACAGCAAACAUAUUAUGUAUACCACGGUUAUUUGAAAAAAUUCUAAACGCUAUAAUAGCAAUAGUUGAUGGAAAUGGUACAAUUCGCCGACCGAUUGAAGUUGAUUUAAUACAAAAAAUCGUGGGUUUGAUUAACACUCUUAUAAAUGAAAUAAAUCUUGAAUUACUUGUUUUCAAAUGGGCAUUAUCAAAACAAACAAAGUCAUCUAUCCAUACCUUUAUUCUUAUACUAUUAACAAUGUAUUAUUAUGGUGAACAAAAAAAUCACUUUAGUCAACAAAUUUCAACAUUGAAUAAAGAAAGACAAUCAUUAUUAACAUAUUUUAUUAGCAUGGUUGUACCUGAUGCACAAUGUGAUAACGAAGGUGCUGAAAUUUUUGCCAAUAAAGUAAAAAAUGCUACUCAAUCGAAUUUGAUGCGUCAUGCCGAAAUUAUAAUAGCACGUAUUAUUAAAAAACAACAAAACUUAAAUCGAAAACAAGUUCAAAUAAUUUGCGAUGGGAAACUACACGCAGCAGCAGAUGAUGACGAUUGGUUAUUUCGUUAUAUCGAUGCACCAACUGAUGUUAUCAUAGAAGAAUUUCAAGUGUUAUGGAGAGAAGUUGAAAAAACAAUUAAUCAACAGUUAGAAAAACAAAAAAAUCAAUGGAAGAAUAUAUUAAUUGAGUUUUUUAAUCGUAUUGAGUAUAUAAUAUCAUCUCUUACAAACGAAGGUUCAUCUGUCCAAUAUAUUGAUGAUAUAUUCUCAGCAUCAGGUGGAAUUGCUGCAGAUAAUUUGAUAAAUAAAGGUCAAUGUAUGGUUUUAUUAUUAUAUGAUUAUUUAUCUGGUAAUAAAAUACAGCCAGGAACAUCAUAUACAGUAUUUAAUGAAAAUUAUACAUUGAACACAAAGGGAUUGAAACUAUUUGAAAAAUUACCAAUACCAAGUCAACAGUUAGCUGAUAUAAUAAAUGGAAUGAAAGAUAUUGAUAAAUCGAAUAAUAAUCGAACGACAGUCGCCUCAAUAAAGAAUUUGCAUGUCUUUCUUCAAAGUAUUAUAGAUGCUAGAAAAACAAUUGAAGAUACGUAUGAUGAAACUCCAACUACAUUUGAAGCCUAUGAUAAAGAUCAAAUCUAUAACAAACUAUUGGAUAAAGUACGUGGGUGUACCUCAAAAUGUCCAUGUUGUCAACGGCCCUGCGAUGUUGAUCAUACUUUAAUCAAAUCCAAUGCAGGAGAUGAAGACAACCGUCAUUGUUGCCAAACUGGCCAUCAGUUGCGAGCAAUGGCUGGUAUUAAAUUUGAAGUUUCAAAUGAAGCAUCAUUAUUCCAAUGCGAACAGAUGACACCUGACAGACCAAUUGUUGUUCGGGGUACAAAGAAAAAAUGGUCAGAAUUUACAAACGAUUAUCCUGAUUGGGAUUUUGGUAAUUCAAUCACAUCCGAUGAAUUAUUUAAAUUGCGCGGUAAAUUUCUUAAUGUUUGGAGUAGAAUUGGUACGCUUCUGUGUGAAAAAUACGAUAUGAAGUUUGUAACAGAAAAUACAGCCCAAGCUACAGCAAAACCAUUUCAUUACAUAUUAUUACUUGAUGCAUCUGGAUCAAUGGAUGGUGAACCAUGGAAAAAUUUACUUGAGGGUGUUAGAGAAUUCAUUAAGAUUCGCGUUGAUUCCGGUUCAUCAGAUCGUAUAACAAUUAUCGUAUUUGACAGUCAAGCAAAGUAUGCUUACUUUAAUGAAGAUAUGAAAUCAAUCGAUAUAACCAAAAUAGAAUUUACAAAUGGUGGAACAGAUUUUGGAAAUGCAUUUGAUCUGGUAAUUAAAACCAUUCAGAAAACACAAAUGCAGAGUUCAGCAUAUAAUUCUUUAGGACAUUCCGAUUAUGUCAUUAUUUUUAUGAGCGAUGGACAAGGAGGGUUUCCUUUUAGUCAAAUGGAAACAUUAUCAGCCAUGAAAACUAUGAUUAAUCAGUUUUGGACCGUUGCUCUUGGUGAUACAAGUAUGACUGUUUUACAACAGAUUAAUCAAAAAAUGGAUGGGACAUUUAAAGAGUUAAAAGAUUCUACUGAUUUUGUUUAUGUUUACGCUGAGAUUGCUCGGAAUUAA
This is a messenger RNA of Adineta steineri, 5745 nucleotides long. NCBI's taxonomy places the organism in Eukaryota, Metazoa, Rotifera, Eurotatoria, Adinetida, Adinetidae. The record is from the annotation of a GenBank genome assembly.